This is a messenger RNA of Sclerotinia sclerotiorum 1980 UF-70, 168 nucleotides long. RefSeq lists its product with no specific name. The record is from RefSeq and is a predicted model, not a curated record. The transcript has 2 exons. The coding region runs from base 1 to 168 and encodes 55 amino acids. Lineage: Eukaryota; Fungi; Ascomycota; Leotiomycetes; Helotiales; Sclerotiniaceae.
AUGCUUUGGAUGAAUGGAUGGAUAGUUGAUUGGAUGAACAAAGAAAGACCUCUCGACUUUUAUGACAGGAAUAAAUUAGAGAUACUCAAUAUUGGAGUGAAUGUUAGUGCCAGUGCCAGUGUGAAUAAGAGCUUGCUAAGAGAAGAGAACCGCAAAGCAUCGAAGUAG